AGCUUGACGUCCCUGGUUUUUAAUUCCCCAGACUCGUUCUAUUUAAAUCUUCUCUCUCCUCUCUUCCCUGGGACACACAACUAUUCAACUAUCAACUAGCUCUCACCCACCCACUACUAUAUACGUUCUCUCACUACUGUGUUAUCACAAAACCGUAACCAUGUCUCUCAAGAACGACGCUUUCCCCUCCUCCGCUGCUUUCGACGCGAUCAACGCCGCUCUCCAGAGCGAUGCUGCCGAGCGCAAGGACGCUGUCUCCAAGGCCAAGGCCAUCGUCUCUUUCAACCUGAAGAACGCGAAGGGCGAGGAAGAUAGCUGGUACCUCGACCUCAAGAACGAGGGUGUUGUGGGCAAGGGUGCUGCUCCUCAGGGUGCCAAGGCUGAUGUGACUCUGUCCCUCUCCGACUCUGACUUCGCUUCCCUGGUUAGCGGCAAGGCCAACGCCCAGAGACUCUUCAUGGGAGGCAAGCUCAAGAUCAAGGGUAACAUCAUGAAGGCGACCAAGAUGGAGCCCGUCCUCAAGAAGGCCCAGGGCAAGGCCAAGCUAUAGAUACCCAGUUGCGUUGUGUAGUAUUUCGGUUAAAUGUAUAUUUUUGUUCGUCUGAUGAACCUUUUUUUUCCCUCGGUUUUUCUUUUCAUUUACGUAGGGCAAGAAGCCACUCUAAAAGCUUACACCCUCGCUUUAGCUACAGGGAAUACUUAGUAUGAGACAUGACUUCAUUGCAGAUCACUUUCAUUUCCUGUACUGUAGGCAUGGUGUGUAAAAACAAUAAUGUAUAGGUAGACCUUUUUUGGGUAUUAA
Messenger RNA from Aspergillus pseudonomiae, 802 nucleotides. RefSeq names its product SCP2 sterol-binding domain-containing protein. The coding region runs from base 161 to 550 and encodes 129 amino acids. Lineage: Eukaryota; Fungi; Ascomycota; Eurotiomycetes; Eurotiales; Aspergillaceae. The transcript has 3 exons. Gene Ontology annotation, cellular component: cytosol. The record is from RefSeq and is a predicted model, not a curated record.